UGCAAAUUGAUGAGGUAGCGCGAUCGUCCAUGCUCUUUAACUCUUUAGCUCUUUACGCGCUCGAUCGGCGCCGCCGUUACACUGUCACAGGGAAUGGCGAUGGCAUCUGCAUUCCGCGAGCGGCGCAAUUCACGAUCCUUAUCAUCCAGCGCGUCCCUGAGCGCCGUCUUCUUCGACUUGGACAAUACUCUCGUGGAGACCAGAAGAGCGGAUGGUCAGACUUGCCGCAAGUUGACUGAGGAAUUGACUCGGGAAUACGGAAUCUCGGAAGAUGUGUCCGCCAAGAUAACAACCACGUACCUGAAGCAAUUUAGAAAAUGUCCCGACAACGCGACUCUCACAUUGGAUGCUUGGCGUACCAUCCUCUGGAGCAAAGCACUGGGCCACAAGUAUUCGCAUCUAGCAAAAAAAGUUUACGAAAGAUGGCUCUAUUUAAGAUAUCACUACAUGAUGCUGGCACCGAAUACAGUUUCCAUGCUGCGUCAAUUCAGGAAGAAAUACCUGUUGGGUCUAAUCACCAACGGACCGUCGAACGCUCAAUGGGAGAAAAUUCAAAAGCUGUCACUGGAGCAAUACUUCGAUAUUAUCUUGGUAUCCGGUGAUUUGCCGUGGGAGAAACCAGAAGCAGAGAUAUUUCAAAAGGCGUGCCAUUUUCUUAAAGUAAGACCCGAGGAGUGCAUCAUGGUCGGUGAUAAAUUGGAGACUGAUAUUUUAGGUGGAAUCGAGGCUGGACUGUAUGGAACGGUGUGGAUACCUACUACGGAUAAACCUCGUCUCUCGGUGAACGAUCCUAAACCAGAUUUUACAAUAAGACACGUAACAGAACUUCUCCGCAUAUUGGACAGAGGCCCAAAUGCGCCGGAACUUGAAGACUGUUCUUCAAAUGGAUCUGAUGGCAGUUAA
Molecule: messenger RNA, 903 nt
Organism: Cyphomyrmex costatus
Lineage: Eukaryota; Metazoa; Arthropoda; Insecta; Hymenoptera; Formicidae
Product: N-acylneuraminate-9-phosphatase
Exons: 3
Coding region: 94-903 (269 amino acids)
Biological process (GO): dephosphorylation; N-acetylneuraminate biosynthetic process
Molecular function (GO): N-acylneuraminate-9-phosphatase activity
Source: RefSeq, a predicted model, not a curated record